CUGGCUGGGACAGGUACUGGGAGAAGCCUCCGGGAAGGGGAUCCAACUCCUGCCCAGGGAAGGGAUGUCCUCCAUCAGGGACACGAUCCUCUGCUCCUGGGAGCACCCCUCAGGACAGGACGGUGUGGGUGUCCAGAGGUGCUUCCCCAGGAGCAUCGGGCAAGUCUGACCCCAUCCUCAUGUCCCUGCAACCCUCUUGCCACACUGGCCACCACAGCUGGGUGGGGACGUGGCACCCCGAAGGGGCGGCACCCUAUUUUGGGGGGACACGUGUGCUCCAAGGGGACGCGUUUGUCUGCCUGGCAGGGAAGGGGUUAAGGCCGGCGGGGUUUUGGGGUGCCGGGGUGUCCCCAGCUGGGUACACCCAGGCUGCUCCUCGCACGGGUGACCUCACGCCACUGCCAUGGCAACGGCUCGUGAAGUCACCGGGAGCGGGGCGGCUGCCUCGAGCUGGGGGUGCUGGGGCGGGGCGCGUCCCCCCCGCCCGCUGCCCGCGGCCCCGCAUGAGCCGUGUCCCCGGCAGCGCCCACGCCUCCGCCUGACCCCCGUCCUGCCCGCCGUGCCCGUGUCACCGUGCCCGAGGUGUCACAUGCUCGUCAAGGAGUACCGCAUCUGCAUGCCGCUCACCACCGAGGAGUACCGCGUGGGGCAGCUCUACACCAUCAGCAAGCACAGCCACCAGGAGAGCGAGAAGGGCGAGGGCGUGGAGGUGGUGAAGAACGAGCCCCACGAGGACCCGGUGCACGGCCCCGGGCAGUUCACUGAGAAGCGAGUCCACCUCUCCAGCAAACUGCCAAGCUGGGCACGGGCAGUGACCCCCCGCAUCUUCUACAUCACCGAGAAGGCCUGGAACUACUACCCCUACACCAUCACGGAGUACACGUGCUCCUUCCUGCCCAAGUUCUCCAUCUACAUCGAGACCAAGUACGAGGACAACUGCGGGGACAGCGAGAAUAUCUUCCACAGUGACAAAAUCCUGGGCGACCACGAGGUCUCUUUCCUGGACAUCGCCUUCGAUGAGAUCCCUGAGCGCUACUACCGCAGCCUGGAGGACCCCCGUUUCUUCAGCUCGGCCAAGACGGGCCGGGGGCCGCUGCGGGAGGGCUGGCGCCAGCACACCAAGCCCAUCAUGUGCUCCUACAAACUGGUGAGCGUCAAGUUUGAGGUGUGGGGGCUGCAGACACGGGUGGAGCAGUUCGUGCACAAGGUGAUCCGGGACAUCCUGCUGAUCGGGCACCGGCAGGCUUUCGCCUGGGUGGACGAGUGGUGCGGGAUGACGAUGGAGGAGGUGCGGCGCUACGAGCAGGAGACGCAGGAGGCCACCAACGAGCUCAUCGGCCUGGUGGCACCGGCCAUCUCCGUCAGCGAGGUGGGGCAGCCCACGGCCACGCACUCGGCCCCUGCCAGCGCCCCCUCCACUCCCCUCAGCGACGAGGCCCCCGAGUUCCUGGCUCCCCCCAAGACUCGCCCGCGGAAGAAGUCGGCGCCGGAGACCCUGACGCUGCCCGCGCUGCGGGAACGCGCUGGCGCCGAGUGACGCCGGCAGUGCCACUCCGUGCUGGACUGUGCCAGCUCUGCCGCCCACCCUGCCCCCCCCGACACGCGAAGAGCCCAGGGAGGGACCCGGACCCGCUGCCAGGGCGCUGGCAGCCCUGGAGUGCGCUGGCCUC
Motacilla alba alba is the source of this 1670-nucleotide messenger RNA. RefSeq names its product cytoplasmic phosphatidylinositol transfer protein 1-like. The record is from RefSeq and is a predicted model, not a curated record. NCBI's taxonomy places the organism in Eukaryota, Metazoa, Chordata, Aves, Passeriformes, Motacillidae. Gene Ontology annotation, biological process: phospholipid transport. Gene Ontology annotation, molecular function: phosphatidylinositol transfer activity; phosphatidylinositol binding. Gene Ontology annotation, cellular component: cytoplasm.